CCUGGCGGCCACCUCGACAACAGCUAAUCACACGGGCUGGAUGGAUAAACUCCACUCUUGACUCAACACAUUUCCGACAUGGACGUCAGAUUAUUGUGACGAGCUGGAGUGGUCUCACUCUCGAGACUUUUGUUCUCGACAUCGCUUUUAAUAGCCAAAAUGUUUAUCGCUGGUGUACCCUACAGUCGUGUCGCAACAGCCACUUGAUUAAAGCUCUGCUAGUUAGCACUUGUUCGGCUGUUUAGCUCAAUAAGCUAACAAAGCUAGCACGUCAAUGUCACAUGUUGCGUGUUUGUAGCGUCCUUCAAUACUCCACCGGCCGGGCAUCAUUCUGACCCCGCUGUUUGAUGGAAGGGUGAGGGGGAAACGAUGCCAACAUUCCUCUACAUUCUGCUAACGGGUUUGUUAGGUGUUCUGCGGGACAGAGUCACUGCCAUUGAUAAUGUCAGACUUGUGGAUGGGGAGAGCAAAUGUUCUGGCCGUGUCGAGGUUCUCCGACAUAACCACUGGGGGACAGUUUGCGACCACGGCUGGGACCUCCGCGAGGCUGACGUGGUGUGCCUGGAGCUGGCCUGUGGCUUAGCAGAGUCGGCCCUCCACGGGGCGGCUUUUGGUACGGGCAGGGGAGAGAUCUGGCUGCGGCACGUUCAGUGCACGGGACACGAGUCUAGUCUGACCCGCUGUGCCGUCAUCCUCCAUAGUCACCCCCAUUGCACCCAUGAAAAUGAUGCAGGGGUGAAAUGUUCAGGUACCCUUUUCAUGCCUAUCCUCUCCCUUUUGUCACCUCACACCGUGUUCUCUUCCGGGGAGGCGGUUCGGUUCAGCUGCAGCGUCCUGCCGGGUCACCACAUCAGAGACUUCCACCUGUACAAACAUGGCGUGACCACACCCGUGGUGACGCAGAGGGCGGAAAUGAGUCAGUCACGGGUGGAGAUGACUCUGCCUAACAUUGAGACUUUCCAACAGGGCAGCUAUAGUUGUCGUUACAGGGUCAGCGGCAGCUCACCUUCUCAGCUGCUCAGCUCUCCACCAAGCAACUCUGUCAACAUCACCGUGGUGGAACUCCUGACCCCCCAGCACUGGUACAACACAUCUUCUGAGGCACCGGCUGGAUCCGUCAUCAAGGGCCACAGUUUUAACAUCACAUGCUUCACGCCGCAGCCGUACCCCGGAGGCUCCUUUCAGCUGCGACUGAUCCGCCCCAAUGGCACAGUGCGCCAGUCUCUGCCGGCCCUCAGCCCCUCCGUCACUUUCACCUUUGCUGGUGCCCAGAGCUCAAAUGAGGGCUACUACUACUGCCUGUAUCGGGUCCAGCUGGGAGGACGCACCUUUGUCUCCAGAGAGAGCCAGGCCCUGCCCAUAUCUAUACGAGACCCCGAUCCAGUUCUGAGUCCAGUAAUGAUCAGCUGGCUUGUGUCUGGCCUGACAUUUGUUGUUGCCGUCGUCAUAAUUAUCGUUGUGGCCAAAAUGCUGUGCAACAAGGAGAGGAAACCCUCUGAACUGGAGCGAGAGACCAGAUCUUGUGUGGAAAACACUUACGUUGCCUUAUCGAUUAACAAGCUAUGAUGGUGUAUGCAGCCAGGCAUAACGGCUCAAGGGAGCGGACCGUGAAAGGGGAGCGGCUGUGUCCACAAUGGCUUCAUGGGGCACUACAAAACCAGUUGGCUUGGUCAGCGAUCCCUGCUACGCCCACUUCAGUCUGCAUGGUACAAGGUUUCUACUUUUAAAUUUCAUCGUCUGGUACCUUUCUGUAUCUCCGCUGUAUCUGCUAGCAAGUUAAACCACUUGGGCCUUGAUCUGGAAAAUACGGAUGGAUGGGCUUAACUUUUACACAAGUAUUUAAUAGCUGGCUAUGUAUAUGACUUUCCUCUUUACCCAUCAAUUGUGAAAUUAAACAACCAAGCAAUUAUUUUGUAGGUUGACUGUUAUAAUCAUGAUUAUUGUUUUAUUAUGAUUAAUUUUUUAAAAGUGUCCUUGAGCAGGCAGUUCAAAAUUUUACCCCACGGUGAGGUCACAGUUUGGCUAAUUUAUAUAUGUAAUGUAGAUUAAUAACAUAUUUUAUUUGCAUGACAACAGCCCACUCCAUCCCUCAACUUUGAAAAAAGUUACCACACAGUACUUUUCUCCAUCUUAAAUUAGGCGUUGGCUAGAAUCAGAUUCCGACGGUACCACAACAUUGAGCAUACCUAUCGCAGUAUUGCAAGAAAGAAAAUAGAGACUAGAAUCCAGACAUUCAAUCCCACAGUAUACAUUUUUGUGUUUUAUGAUUUUUCACGUGGGAGUGUGUAGGAGUGUGAGGAAAUGGCUGGCAUUGAACUACCAAGAAUGACUAAGGUAAAAUAAAUAUAUAUAAAUCCAAUCAAAAUACACGCUCUAUCGUAAGAAAGCGAAACCUGUCGCUCAACAAUUAAAAACAAAGUGUUGAAUUUGUCUUCUCGAUCAAGUGAACGUGGUGUGGGCUGUACUCUUUAACCUUUCACCCUUUGUGUAUUUUGUCCAAAGACACCCUGGUGGGCAUUUAGUGACACACUGGAGCAAGCAAUCAGUUCAUAGCCACAAAAUUAGGACCUUGGGAUUUCUCGGGUUUUCUUUCUUUAUUGUCACGUUUGGAUUAAUGUGACAUUCUCAAGGUUUGUUCAAAUAUAUAGUGGUUGCAAGUGGGGGGGGGGCGGUGUAAAGUUCAAUCAUUUACAUAAGAACUUGUCGAAUAUGUCAGUAAAAUAAAUUAGCAAACAGGGUUUCAUUUUACUUUAAUUUAGACCUGGACACAGUAGUUGUCUGUUUGUCAAUUUGCUUCCCUUAUAUACGGUAUUCAUGCAAGCCUUGCGCGUUACAUCGUGCACCCGAGAUGACUGAAAUAGAGCCGUUGCGUUCAAAGUCGGUGUUUACGCUCAAUUCUGUAUUAACGCACAUGUAUUUACAGUUGUUUCUCGCUCAAGGAGCAAAAUGUGACUAACUCUUGUUU
Hippocampus comes (tiger tail seahorse) is the source of this 2965-nucleotide messenger RNA. Its product is annotated as galectin-3-binding protein. Gene Ontology annotation, molecular function: serine-type endopeptidase activity. Gene Ontology annotation, biological process: zymogen activation. Gene Ontology annotation, cellular component: plasma membrane. Lineage: Eukaryota; Metazoa; Chordata; Actinopteri; Syngnathiformes; Syngnathidae. The transcript is spliced from 8 exons. Bases 370 to 1566 code for a protein of 398 amino acids. The record is from RefSeq and is a predicted model, not a curated record.